AAUUCCAAUAAGGAAUAGUUAGAGAAAUGAGAAAUUAAUAGCACCCUUAAGAGGUGAAAAGAUUAUUGCUUAUAGACAAUAAAUAUGCAUCUGCAGUGUUUUCUUGCUUAUAUCUCUAUAUUAUUAGUUCAAAAUCCAUAUUAUCCUGGAAAGAAUGAGGUUUGGAAUUAGACUGCAAUGUUGUUACUUCUGACUUCUGAGCUUGUAUAAUUGUUUAAAAUUACUGGUUCAUUGUCCUUAUCUUUGUUAAGGUUAAAUUUAUAUAAGAAGGCAAACAGAAAAAAAAAAUUGUAAACUAAGGAAAACUGGUCUAUAACUAUAAAAGAGAAGGUCGUUUAAGUGUUUAAAGGUAUGUUUGUGAGUUUUGAUUUUAGAAAUAAAGGAAGCGAAGAGAAGAGAAGGGUUUAAAGUAUAAAAAAUAGAUAAGCUUUACGUUUUAGACUCUCCCCUUCCUUCCCUUUCCCUCCAAAUCAGAACUCGCAAACACACCCUUUGUCUCUUAUUGACAGAUGGAAUGAUGUGAUAUUCCAGGUACAUCAUGAUAUGAAUGCUCCAUUGUCACAUUAUUUCAUAUUUACCGGGCACAAUUCCUAUCUGAUUGGGAACCAACUAACCAGUGAUUGCAGUGAUGUGCCAAUCAUAGAUGCUUUGGUACGAGGUGUGCGAGUGAUUGAACUUGAUUUAUGGCCGAAUUCAACUAAAGAUGAUGUUGAGGUUUUUCAUGGAAGAACUCUUACCACUCCCGUCUCACUAAGGCAAUGUUUGUGGUCCAUAAGAGAGCAUGCUUUUGUUACAUCUAAGUAUCCUGUCAUUAUAACUUUUGAAGACCACCUUACUCCUGAUCUUCAGGCUGUAGUUGCAGAGAUGGUGACUGAAAUAUUUGGGGAACUGCUUUAUUAUCCUGAGACAGAUUUGCUGUCUGAAUUCCCCUCCCCAGAAUCGUUGAAAGGUCGAAUUCUCAUAUCAACUAAACCACCAAUAGAAUAUCUUGAUUCCAAAUCUUGUGACGACGAAGACAAAAAAACGAAAUCAGCUGACAAAGGAUCACAAUCACCAGAUGUUACUAAUAAAGUGGAAAGUGAUGACAAAGAUGUGGAAGAUUUGAAUGAAAGUGAUGAAAAAUCAUACAAGGAGAGUGCACCUAAGUAUAAACGUCUGAUUACAAUCCAUGCUGGCAAAUCAAAGGGUGAUUUUCAGGAAGACUUGAAGGUUGCUGGUAAAGUUAAGCGUUUGAGCUUAAGUGAAAGUAAACUUGAAAAGGCUUCUGAAUCUUUUGCACCUGACAUUGUAAGGUUCACCCAGAAGAAUAUUCUCAGAGUGUAUCCAAAGGGAACACGCAUAACCUCCUCUAAUUACAAGCCACACAUAGCAUGGACGCAUGGAGCUCAGAUGGUUGCAUUUAACAUGCAGGGGCAUGGCAAAUCACUUUGGUUCAUGCAAGGGAUGUUCAAAGCAAAUGGAGGGUGUGGCUAUGUGAAAAAACCUGAUUUUCUUGUCGAAAAAGGUCCGAAUAACGAGGUUUUCGAUCCUAAAAGAACAUUGCCGGUGAACAAGACAUUAAAGGUAAAAGUCUACUUGGGGACAGGUUGGAGCUCAGAUUUCAGCCUAACGGACUUCGAUUCCCAUUCACCACCAGACUUCUAUGUGAAGAUUGAUAUUGCUGGAGUACCUGCUGAUAGAGCGAAGAAGAAAACAAAGACAAUUAAAAAUAACUGGUUUCCCGUGUGGGAAGAAGAGUUUGAAUUCCCAUUAAGUGUCCCAGAUCUGGCUUUGCUACGUAUACAAGUUAAAGAAGAAAAUAGAACUGAGAAGGAUGAUUUUGCUGGCCAGACAUGUUUGCCAGUCACAGAGCUCAAGUCUGGAUUUCGUUCAGUCCCUCUCUAUGAUGAAAAGGGCGAGAAAUAUAAAUCUGUCAAGCUUUUAAUGCGGUUUCAAUUCAAAUGAAUUAUUAUAUAAUAUAUAAUAAUGACCAUAUAGUGAUAGAUAUCGGAUAUGUUAUUCAUGAUUGUUUAUCCUUCUGAUCAUUUUACAUAUAUAAUAGAUAUAUAUUCAGGGCAUUAGGCAGAUGGAUUGGUUUUUAA
Molecule: messenger RNA, 2081 nt
Organism: Arachis ipaensis
Lineage: Eukaryota; Viridiplantae; Streptophyta; Magnoliopsida; Fabales; Fabaceae
Source: RefSeq, a predicted model, not a curated record